Messenger RNA from Leucoraja erinaceus (little skate), 7440 nucleotides. RefSeq lists its product as uncharacterized. The record is from RefSeq and is a predicted model, not a curated record. The coding region runs from base 1 to 873 and encodes 290 amino acids. The transcript has 4 exons. NCBI's taxonomy places the organism in Eukaryota, Metazoa, Chordata, Chondrichthyes, Rajiformes, Rajidae.
AUGCUGCGCCAGUGUGAUUUCCCCAAAAACCGACUCCCGUCUCUCUGGUCGGUGGAUUUGAUCAAAAGUCACGAAGCCUUGUUAAAUGCAGCCAGGAGGGAUGCUGUGAUUUUGCUGAAGUCCAUCGGGAACGCGUCCAAGCAAUGGAUCCACCGACCUUCCAACAUCCUGCUGCUCUAUUACCGAUGGAAAUGGGCUGACGCACUGAGCGAUAUUGUCAGUCUGUAUCGAAGAUGGAAUGGUACCGAGUCAGCGGAAGCAACCAAUGGUAUCACCUCUCUUCGACGGACCUGGAGUGGGAAAGUGUAUGAGCUCCAUCAAAAAGGUGUUGCUGUAAUCGAACUAAAUUCUAUUGAGCAGCAGCAUGUGAAGUUUAUCUCUGAAUUUAUAUAUUUACAAAAAUGGACACUACGGCAUGCAGCAGUCACCACCGAGGAAUUGAUACAUAUGCACAACAAAGAAAGUAGGAAUGUUGGGAGCUGCGUUUCUAAAUCCAAUGCUGAGCAGUCCUUAUUCUGUGUGUUUCCAGAAUCACUGGUCUGUUUGGAAAUGUUCUGCAAGGAUGUCAUGGAGCUUUCUGAGGAAUUGUACAAAAACUCUGUCCAUGUGUUAGAAUCAAGCACAACGAUUCUGCCCGAUCCAGACCAGGACUGGUGGAUAAUAAACCUUCCAGAGUGGAUGCAGUACAUCAGCAGGGUCUUGCCUGCAUUGGAGGACACCAUUAUUAAAAUUCGGAACAUUACUCAUCAGUUUCUAGAAUAUUUUAAAACAACCACCAUUGCUUGCAGCUUAAAGAGCCAUCCAGAUAUUGGGUACUAUGUCAGUGACUACAGUUUUAAAGAAGCAUAUAUGAAAAAGGUGUGGCAUUUAUAGUGGAUUUUUAAAGUUAUACAAAAUAUGGAGAGGAUGAACACUCAGUACAAGUCUGUGACAUAAGAUUGACUGUAAAUAAAGACAUGGAAUGAAAAUCAGUCAGUUCUCAUACAUUUCAACUCAUCCCAAAAAUGUUUGUGGAAAGAGCGUACUGAGGAAUUCAUAAAUAUGUCUGGAAAUUGUGCUAAUGUAAACGGCGCAACCAACAGGACAAAGCGCAGCACAGGAACAGGCCCUUCGGCCCUCAAUGGAUGGGCUGAACAUGAUUCCAAGAUAAACUAAUCAUGUCUGCCUGUAUGUGAUCCCUGUCCCUCCAUUCCUUACAUGUCCAUGUGCCUAUCUCAAAGCCUCCUAAAUGCCACUAUCUUGUCUGCCGCCACCCACCACCCUCUGUGUAAAGAAACUCACCAUGCACAUCUCCUUUACAUUUUUCCCCUCUCACCUUAAAGCUAUGCCCUCUAGCCUUUGACAUUUCCACCUCUGGGGAAAAAAGGUUCUGACUGUCUACCUUAUCUGUCUCUCAUAAUUUUCUAUAAUUCUAUCAUGUUUUAAACAAAGUUGAAUUAUUACGAUCGGUACUUGAAAACUAAACACUGAGAACUGUGCGUUGAAAUUAAUAAACCCAUCGUUUAGCUUUCUAUACAGACUCCGUAUGAAUAUAGAGUCAUACAGCAUGGAAACAGGCCCUUCGGCCCAACUUGCCCAUGCCAACCAAGCUGCCCCAUCUACACCAGUCCCGCCUGCCUGUGUUUGACCCAUAUCUCUCUAACCCCUUCCUGCCCAUGUACCUGUCGAAAUGCCAUUUGCAGUAAAUGUUGUAUUUGUACUUUGUGCCAGCUCAUCCCCACUGGAACUUUAACAGUUCAUUUUGAUUCCAUUAAAACAAGGGUUGUUAAGGGCUAGGAUCCGCGGUCAAAUUCCGUCACAAUCUAAAUCAGGGGCAAGAUAAUUCUAAUGAUCUUAUAUUAAAUAACUAGUUCAGCAAGCAGAUUAUGGUCAAUGAAUGGAGCAUUAAACUGUAGCUGUUGAACAUUUAAAUCGUAACUAUGAAAUGCCGGAAAAAUUCAGAUCAAUGGUUAAUGAAUUCUUUGUGCAACCAUACGUCAUGCAUGCAUUAGCAGUACUUUAUAAAACAAUGUUGUAAAGUAUGUUAAAUAUAUGUUAGCUUUUGUUGGAGGAUAUAUGGUUUGUUCCCCUCAUUUCAUCAAAAAAACUUUGUAGAAAUUUAAAAGUAUCAAUUUUUCCAAAUACGUAGUUUUCCAAAUUCAGUAUGGAUUUACAAGAUUGAAUGGAAGAUAUUUUUCUUAUGCUAUGGUAUUAUGAAUUACACUAUAAUAUAAAACUACAUGAUUAUUAUAUGCAAAUAAACUAUUAAAUGAGCUAUUACACAUAUUCUUGCCUCACAGAAAAAUACCAUGUAUGACUUUUCAUUAAAUGAUUGUGACUGAACCUGGUCUUUUAACUCUGCUGCAUACUUGAUCCAGUUCAUUUUGAAUUGUAACUUAGGAUCAAUUCUGUCAACUAGUUCAAUCAUUCUGUGUGCGUUAUUAUACCUUUUGUGACAGAUUAUUCCCACUUCUCUUCAUUAUGGAUUGUCUACCUUUGAAAUUAAUGCAGGGAAAUAUAUUGUAAGAAAGAUUGUGACUUCAGGUUUAUGUAGUUACAUGCUCAUUAGACAUAGGAUCAGAAUUGAGUCAUUCAGCCCACCAAGUCUACUCCACCAUUUGGUCAUGACUGGUUUAUUUUUACCUAUCCACUUCAUUUUCUUGCCUUCUUUCCUGCCUCCACAACCAUCUAAGCAAUGAAUUCUACAGAUUCACCAAAGGGAAAGAUAGAUCAGCCAUGAUUGAAUGGCAGAGUAGACGCGAUGGGCCUAAUAGCAUUAUUCUGCUCCAAUGACUUGUGAAAUAAAUUCCUCUUAAUGCUCACAGAAUUUAUUGCAAUUUGAUCUUUAGGUGAAGAACAGCUUGCCGUUGACUGCAUUUUAUUUAUAUCUAACAUGUUUUGUAUACUCGGGACUUUGACAGUGCCAGACUAACAGAUUUUCUGGACUAUUAGAGGUUAUUCCUGUUAACACCUAAAAUGUUUUUGUUCAGAUGUUACACGCUACUAUAAUAAAUAUUGCAGGGAAACUAGUGAGGUGAGAACACAGCAAACACAAGACACAAAGAACUGCAAAUGCUGGUAAUACACAAAAAGAUACAAAGUGCUGGAGUAACCGUGCAGCUCAGGCAGCAUCUGUGGAGAACAUAGAUAGGCGACGUUUUGGGUCGGGACCCUUCUUCAGACUCUUUAGACAGCAAACAGAACCUUGGCUAGUUUAAGGAGAACGUCGGAAAUAGGGUCCAAGUGAGUCGAAAGGAUGUGCAGGAACCAGGGCUCUCUUGAAUGGAAAGGAAGGCAGGAAUUGGGGCCCCUGUGGAUGGAAUGGAUCAUAGAAAUACAGGUCUAAGGAAGUGAAAGUCAGCGGAGGAAGCAGAGACCCAGCAAGUUGGACUGGAGUCAGGGACCAGGGCUACAGAGAAUCGGAAGGAAGCGUGAGAAGCUGGGCCUCGGUGAGUUGGAAGAGUAUGGAGAAAAUGUUACCUGAAUAUCCAAAUAUUGUACCAUUGGGAAUUCUGAAUGAUCAAAUAGCGGAUUAAUUGAAUUUCCGCUGUAGUGAUUGUUGGCAUCUGUCCAGGGUAUAAAACAAUGAGAUACUCUAAAUCAAACAGCUGAAUAUGAUUUGCACAGAUGCCAAAGAGGAAGUUGUGUGCUUAUCUCUACUUACAUUGCAUUCAGAAAGUAUUCAGCCCCCUUCACUUCUUCCACAUUUUGUUACGUUACAUCCUUAUUCUAAAAUGGAUUAAAUUCAUUUUUUUAUCAGCAAUCUACACACAAUAGCCGACAAUAAAAAAGCGAAAAUAGGUGUUUAGAAAAUUUUGCAAAAUAAUUAAAAAUAAAUAACUGAAAUAUCAUAUUUACAUAAGUAUUCAGACCCUUUACUCAGUACUUUAUUGAGGCACCUUUGGCAGUGAUUACAACCUCAAGUCUUCUUGGAUAUGACGCUACAAGUUUGGCACACCUGUAUUUGCGUAAUUUCUCCCAUUCUUCUGGAUGGGGAGUGUUGAUACACAACUAUUUUCAGGUCCCUCCAGAGAUAUUUGAUCGGGUUCAAGUCCGGGCUCUGGCUGGGCCCCUUACGGCCAUUCACAGACUUGUCACAAAGCCACUCUUGCGUUAUCUUGGCUGUGUGCAUAGGGUCGUUGUCUUGUUGGAAGGUGAACCACCGCCCCAGUCUGAGGUCUUGAACGCUCUGGAGCAGGUUUUCAUCAAGGAUCUCUCUGUACUUUGCUCCGUUCAUCUUUCCCUCGAUCCUGACUAGUCUCCCAGUUCCUGCCGCUGAAAAAUAUUCCCACAGCAUGAUGCUGCCACCACCAUGCUUCACCGUAGGUAUGGUAUUGGCCAGAUAUUGAGCGGUGCCUGGUUUCCUCCAGACGUGACACUUGACAUUCAGGCCAAAGAGUUCAAUCUUGGUUUCAUCAGGCCAGGGAAUCUUGUUUAGGUGCCUUUUGGCAAACUCCAAGCGGGCUGUCAUGUGCCUUUUACUGAAGAGUGGCUUCUGUCUGGCCACUCUACAAUAAAGGCCUAAUUGGUGGAGUGCUGCAGAUAUAGUUGUCCUUCUGGAAGUUUCCCCCAUCACCACAAAGGAACUCUGGAGCUCUGUCAGAGUGACCAUCGGGUUCUUGGACACUUCCCUGACCAAGGCCCUUCUCCCCCUUUUGCUCAGUUUGGCCAGGCGGCCAGCUCUAUGAAGAGUCCUGGUGGUUUCAAAGUUCUAUUUAAGAAUGACGGAGGCCACUGUGCUCUUCGGGCCCUGCAAUGCUGCAAAAAAUGUUUUAUACCCUUCCCCAGAUCUGUGUCUCAACACAAUCCUGUAUCGGAGGUCUACAGACAAUUCCUUCGUCUUCAUGGCUUGGUUUUUGCUCUGACAUGCACUGUCAACUGUGGGACCUUAUAUAGACAGGUGUGUGCCUUUCCAAAUCAUGUACAAUCAAUUUAAUUUACCACUUGUGGACUCCAAUCAAGUUGUAGAAACAUCUCAAGGAUAAUCAAUGGAAACAGGAUGCACCGAAGCUCAAUUUUGAGAGUCACAGCAAAGGGUCUGAAUACUUACUUAAAUGUGGUAUUUCAGUUAUUUCUUUUUAAUUAUUUUGCAAAAAUUACUAAACACCUGUUUUCGCUUUUAUAUUAUGAGGUAUUGUGCGUAGAUUGAUGAUUAAAAAAAAUGACUGUAAUCAAUUUUAGAAUAAGGCUGUAAUGUGACAAAAUGUGGAAAAAGUGAAGGGGUCUGAAUACUUUCUCAAUGCACUGUAUCUCAGCUGCACAGUUCCCCACUCCGAUCAUUUAGAGUGUUGUGCAAGGUGUGUCAGGAUUCCCGAAAAUUUGAUUUAUAGUUGAAAUAUUGAGAUGCAAAGGUAUAAAUUGUUCAGAUGUCCAAAUAAAAACACCCACACACACACACACAAUCACAGAUAUAUGCCCUGAACUCAGGAAUUAAAGAAAAUGAAGGCAACAAUCUGUGCAGGGAGGAAAUGCAGAUGCUGGUUUACACUGAAGAUGGACACAACUUGCUGAAGUAAUGCAACGUGUCAGGCAGCAUCUCUGGAGAAAACGAAUAGUGACUCUUCUUCAGACUGAUAGUCAGGGGAGAGGGAAAUCAGAGGUACGAAAAGGAACAGAACAAAUCAGAGCCACCAACGACAGCCGAAGAGCCCACAAUGACUUGCUAAAAGGCUCAGUCAAAUAUAUUGGAUAUUUCAAAUGUGAUUGAAACAAGUUUACAACACGUACAAUUGGGAAAACUGUAAUGUUCAGCUUCUUCCCUACAGCCAUUAGGCUACUAAACACUACAACCUCAAAUAAGCUCUGAACUACAUAGACUAUUGUUAUAAUUGCACUCUUAGAAUCAUAGAGUGAUACAGUGUGGAAACAGGCCCUUCAGCCCAACUCACCCACACCGAUCAACAAUGUCCCAGCUACACUAGUCCCACUUGCCUGCGCUUGGUCCAUAUCGUUCCAAACCUGUCCAAUCCAUGUACCUGUCUAGCUGUUUCUUAAACGAUGGGAUAGUCCCAGACUCAACUAUCUCCUCUGGCAGCUUGUUCCAUACAGGCACCACCCUUUGUGUGAAUAAGUUACCCCUCGGAUUCCUAUUAAAUCUUUUCCCCUUCACCUUGAACUCAUGUCCUCUGGUCCUCGAUUCACCUACUCUGGACAAGAGACUCUGCGCAUCUACCCGAUCUAUUCCUCUCAUGAUCUUAUACACCUCAAUAAAAUCUCCCCUCAUCCUUCUGCUUGUUUGUUUUCAUGUGUGCGUAUGCAUAUGUGUGUGUAUACAAAAACUGAUUUUUUUUUUCUCAUUUAUUAUAUUGUUUACAGUGUAUGAUGUUUACGUAUUCUGUUGUGCUGCUGCAAGCAAGAAUUUCAUUGUUCCAUCUGGGAUAUAUGACAAUAAAACAAUUUUGAGUCUUGAAGUGGAGAUAUUAUACCAGCAUGGACUGAGAACUGGUUUAACAGAAAGAAAGCAAAGUGCAGGAAUAAUAGAGGCAUUCUCAAGGUGGCAGGCUGUACCUAUUGCAGUAUAACAGGUUGUGGUUUCUUUGUGGUAGAUGCAAUGGGUGGGGGAACAGCUGUCAGUAUAAUUGUAUAAUUAUAUAUUGUAUAUUGUAAGUAUAAUUGCAGUGCAUUUCAGAGGUGCUUACAUACUGCAACCACGAUGAUCUGGUGAUAGAAGGAAUGCUGAGAGUUGUAGAUGGAGCUCAGUCCAUCACACAGACCAGAUUUCCCACCUUUGAUUCUAUCUACACCAAGCUGCCUUGGAAAAACAGCCAACAUAAUCGAAGACCUGUCCAACCCCAGUCAUUCCGUCUUCUCCCCGUUCCUGAUGUGCAGAAGGUACAGAGACUUUUAUGCGCACACCAUCAGACACAGGAACAGCUUCUUCCCCUCCGUUAUCAGGCUGCUGAACAGUCCUUCCGUAAUUUAGGUCAAUAGACAAUAGACAAUAGGUGCAGGAGUAAGCUAUUUGGCCCUUCGAGCCAGCAACGCCAUUCAAUGUAUCAUGGCUGCUCAUCCCCAAUCAGUACCCCGUUCCUGCCUUCUCCCCAUAUUCCCUGACUCCGCUAUCUUUAAGAACCCUAUCUAGCUCUCUCUUGAAAGCAUCCAGAGAACCGGCCUCCACCGCCCUCUGAAGCAGAGAAUUCCACAGACUCACAACUCUCUGUGAUAAAAAGUGUUUCCUCAUCUCCUUUCGAAAUGGCUUAGCCCUUAUUCUUAAACUGUGGCCCCUGGUUCUGGACUCCCCCAACAUCAGGAACAUGUUUCCUGAUCUAGCGUGUCCAAAGCCUUAAUAAUCUUAUAUGUUUCAAUAAGAUCCCUUCUCAUCCUUCUAAACUCCAGAGUAUACAAGCCCAGCCGCUCUAUUCUCUCAGCAUAUGACAGACCCGCCAUCCCGGGAAUGAACCUUGUAAACCUACGCUGCACUCCCUCAUUAGCAAGAAUAUCCUUCCUCAAAUUAGGGGACCA